UGGAUUCCCAUAAUUUUUUUUUUACUAAUUUAACCCUCACCGCUCAACAUUCAUAUAUACCCAUAAAUGUGUAUAUAUUAUGCAGAGAUGUAGACUCAUGUCGACUGUGAACUAGUCAACAGGGAGAGAUACAGUUUAGACAUACAUAUAGAGAGAGAGAGAGAGAGAGAGGGAGGGAGUGUAUUUUUUCUUCUCAUCGUUCUUUCCAUUUUUGUGGAAUAGAGAAACUUGUCCUCGAUUCAAGAGCUUUGGUGUUACUUCUGCUGCUUCAAAUGGGAAGGACAGUUUUACUCCGUUCAAUCUUUGUUGCUCUUGCUCUCUUUAGUGUUUGUAUGGUAAAAGCGGAAGAUCCUUAUUUCUUCUACACAUGGACUGUCACUUACGGAACAGCUUCACCUCUGGGUGUUCCUCAACAGGUCAUCCUUAUAAAUGGGCAAUUCCCUGGACCUAGACUAGAUGCUGUCACUAACAACAACCUUAUCAUCAAUGUCAUCAAUAAUCUGGAUGACCCUUUUCUCUUGACAUGGAAUGGAAUCAAGCAGAGGAAGAACUCGUGGCAAGAUGGUGUGUUAGGGACUAAUUGCCCUAUCCCUCCUAACUCGAACUACACUUACAAGUUCCAAACUAAAGAUCAGAUUGGAACCUACUCAUACUUUCCAUCAACUCUAAUGCACAAAGCUGCUGGAGGGUUUGGAGGACUAAAUGUAUAUGCAAGAUCUGUUAUCCCUGUACCAUACCCGAAGCCUGCUCAGGAUUUUACUCUUCUUAUUGGUGAUUGGUUUAAGACCAGCCAUAAGGUAUUGCAGCAGCAAUAUUUGGACUUGGGCAAAUCUCUUCCCUUUCCUGAUGGCAUCCUUAUAAAUGGGCAGACUCAAUCUACCUUCAGCGGUGAUCCAGGAACCACCUACAUGUUCAGAAUUUCAAACGUGGGCUUGUCAACCUCUUUUAAUUUUAGGAUUCAGGGCCACAAAAUGAAGCUGGUUGAAGUGGAGGGAUCUAAUGUUGUUCAGAACAUGUAUGAUUCUCUUGACGUGCAUGUUGGCCAAUCAAUGUCUGUUCUAGUGACUUUGGAUCAGCCUCCGAAGGACUACUAUGUUGUUGCAUCUACAAGGUUUACACAGAGUAUUCUCACGGCUACAUCUGUCCUACACUAUACAAACUCCCAGUCUGCAGUUUCAGGACCUUUGCCUGCUGGUCCGACUAGCGAAAUAGACUGGUCUAUGCAGCAAGCCAGAUCUCUCAGGUGGAACUUGACAGCAAAUGCAGCCCGUCCAAAUCCGCAAGGGUCAUUUCAUUACGGAAAGAUCACCACAACGAGGACCUUUGUAUUUGCCAACUCAGCACCUCUUAUCAAUGGCAAUCUGCGAUAUGCUGUUAACAGGAUCUCCUAUAUUGAUUCUGAUACCCCUCUCAAGCUUGCCGAUUAUUUCAACAUCUCCGGAGUCUUUGAUAUGAAUUCGAUCCAAAGUGUUCCCUCUGAAGGCCCUGCAUCCCUAGCUACAUCCGUUGUACCUGUCUCUCUCCAUGAUUUCAUUGAAGUUGUUUUCCAAAACAACGAAAACGCAAUCCAAUCGUGGCAUCUUGACGGUUAUGAUUUCUGGGUUGUUGGAUAUGGUUCCGGACAGUGGUCAGAUGCCAGUAGGAAAACAUACAAUCUAGUCGAUGCUCUUACGAGACACACUGCUCAGGUGUAUCCUAAUUCUUGGACCACCAUAUUGGUCUCUCUGGACAACCAAGGCAUGUGGAAUAUGAGGUCUGCAAUAUGGGAAAGGCGGUACUUAGGGCAGCAAUUCUAUCUCAGAGUGUUCACCCCAAUUCACAACCUUGCAAAUGAAUAUGACAUUCCUUCUAAUGUCCUUCUUUGUGGCCAAGCCGUUGGACACCACCCAUGAUUUACUUGAUCAUAUGUACCCAGCAUUCUGUUUUUUCGGUCAUGAGGGUUUGACUGCAGAGAAGACAUGUUUUCUAUACAUUCAGGCGGCUUGGUUUGUAAAAUUGCGAAAAUUGUAGGCUGAUCAUUUAGUUUUUGGCUAAGCUAGCUAUAGGUCAAUAUUAUUUUUAUGGAAUGAUUAUGAGAUCAUUUUCAAGGAUUUAUAUUGGAAAAUUAAUUUAAUUGAUGGCUUCUUAUUCA
Molecule: messenger RNA, 2131 nt
Organism: Rhododendron vialii
Lineage: Eukaryota; Viridiplantae; Streptophyta; Magnoliopsida; Ericales; Ericaceae
Product: L-ascorbate oxidase homolog
Exons: 9
Coding region: 273-1892 (539 amino acids)
Molecular function (GO): oxidoreductase activity; copper ion binding
Source: RefSeq, a predicted model, not a curated record